Trichomonas vaginalis G3 is the source of this 487-nucleotide messenger RNA. RefSeq lists its product as uncharacterized. The annotation marks the transcript as partial. The record is from RefSeq and is a predicted model, not a curated record. Lineage: Eukaryota; Parabasalia; Trichomonadida; Trichomonadidae. The transcript has a single exon.
AUGACUUUAGAUUCAGUUGAAGCUUAUCACAUUCUCCGUAAUGGAAUUACUGGUGGUCUAUCAAAUGUUCAACAUCGUGUUAAUCUUAAAGGAAUCACGCACAUUAAUAAACUUUCAUAUAGUCCAGAAACUAAAACUGUAUCAAAUGAGGACACUUCCAACAUCAUGACUCAUUUCGUUGGUGUUGAUUUUAAUUCAUUAUAUCCUUCAUCAUUUUCAUCUAAUCCUCAUGAUUUCAUUCAAUAUACUGACCAUAAAAUGUAUAUGCCGGGAAGAUUGAAUGGUGUUAUCAUUUGUGAUACAGCAACAAAGAAAGCAAAAGCACUGGGAAUAAUUAAGAAGAAAAAUACUUUAUUCGUGGCUGAAGUAAAGGGUCACAUUGAUGAAAAAUACAUUAAUGAUUACAUAAACUUUUUACCGAUAAUAAGAAACUUAGAUAUUAUCACAGAUGAAAAAACAAUUGGCAGUUUUAUGUAUAAUUACAUGA